CUAUAAAUCUCCUAACUUGCUUCUCCUUUGGCAUUCAAUCUUUCAAAAUUGUUGUCCCAUUGUCUUUUUUGUGAGAAUGGCUAGCAGUUCCUUGCAGCAACAGAUUGCCUCCAUGAGGCAAUCCUUGUUUGAUGAGGGAAUCAUUGACCGUGAUAGGUUCAUUCAAUUGGAGACUAUGACCAACCCGGAUUUUGUUAAUAUUGUUAUUGAGGCAUAUUUCAAAGAUUCACCGAAAGCUAUCAAUGACAUUGAAAAUGCACUGGAGGCUAAUCCCCUCAAUGUCACGGAGCUGGAUAGGUGUCUUCACAUUUUCAAAGACGGCAAUGACUGCAUUGGUGCUAGCAAGGUGAUUACUGAAAUCAAUAAUAUAAAGUUUUUUUGCUAUGAUAAAGACAUGGAAAGGAGUAAGAGUAGGGCUGCACUUGUUACCAUGCAACAAGAGUAUAUCAUUUUGAAGAGCAAAUUGGAAGCCUAUUUGGCGUUGCUUCGACAAGCUGCACUAGCUCCUGUAUCUAUGUCUAAUACUAAUCCUCCAGGUCAAGGAUCGGCUAAUGGGAAUGACUAGUAUUUGGGGGAUUAUUUCAUUCUCCAUUUCAAUAAUAAUACUACUAAAAAUAAAGUCUAGGCAUUUUUCCUUUGUUAAUAGAAUAAUUAUGAAUAAAAUAUAGGUAUUCUUACCUAUGGCAUGAGUAUGUCGCUUUACAUUUCUUGUUUCUCUAGAACUAGUUUGUUUGUGUGUGAUCAGUGCAUACUGAUUCCUUCACCAAGUCUAGUUGUAAUAAAAGUUGUCUAUUUGUUAGGAAACCCUUUUAUCUUGCUUUUAUAUUUGAACUCUCUCUCUCUCUCUCUCUCAUAUGUAUACGACAACAAUUUUGUAUA
This is a messenger RNA of Quercus lobata, 879 nucleotides long. Its product is annotated as pseudo histidine-containing phosphotransfer protein 2-like. The coding region runs from base 77 to 565 and encodes 162 amino acids. Gene Ontology annotation, molecular function: histidine phosphotransfer kinase activity; protein histidine kinase binding. Gene Ontology annotation, biological process: phosphorelay signal transduction system; phosphorylation; cytokinin-activated signaling pathway. The transcript is spliced from 6 exons. NCBI's taxonomy places the organism in Eukaryota, Viridiplantae, Streptophyta, Magnoliopsida, Fagales, Fagaceae. The record is from RefSeq and is a predicted model, not a curated record. Gene Ontology annotation, cellular component: cytoplasm; nucleus.